Monomorium pharaonis (pharaoh ant) is the source of this 1749-nucleotide messenger RNA. RefSeq lists its product as uncharacterized. The transcript has a single exon. Lineage: Eukaryota; Metazoa; Arthropoda; Insecta; Hymenoptera; Formicidae. The record is from RefSeq and is a predicted model, not a curated record. Bases 1 to 1749 code for a protein of 582 amino acids.
AUGAUCGAACGUGCCCUCGAGAACUUCAAAAAAAUUGGAAAGGGCAAUCUGACCACGGCAAAGAUUCGUUCCCGCAUCCUGCUUCUCAAGGACAACUGGAGCCAAUUCGUGACUGGGCAUGCUGCUUUGAAGGAAGCGAUUCCCAAGGUCAAACGAGAGGAGUUCCCGUACUUCAGCGAGGACCAUUUCGAGAGAGCCCAGGAUGUCUACCUCACCGCUCUGGACUACAUGGCGGAUUGCUUAGAGGAGCUCGAGCCGACUGUGAGUCCGAACCAUUCAAGUACCUUCUACGUCGACCGACGUCAGGAUGCGCCCGCGGAUGCGCCCGCGACCGCGUCCGCGUUCUCGUUGCAGCAUCUCCCUCCCAUUCAAUUACCGCCGUUCGAUGGUAAACCCGACGAAUGGGCACAGUUCCACGAUCGGUUUACUACGCUAAUUCGCGACAAUAAAGUCUUGAAUGAUUUCGCUCGCAUGCAUUUCCUCUCCUCGUGUUUAAAAGGCCGCGCCGCAGAAUGUAUUACGCAUCUUCCUAUUACCGCGGAGAAUUUUGAACUCGCGUGGGCCGCGUUAACCUCGCGCUACGAGAACAAGCGGCGCACACUUAAUAUUCAUCUCUCCGCUCUGCUCGGUCUUCCUAGCGUACCGCGUGAAUCGGCUUCCGAGUUACAAUCUUUACAUGAUAAGGUUGCGGCCGCUCUAAAAUCCUUCUCGAAUUUGGAUCACAAUACCGACAACCUCUGGAACGAUAUGCUCGUAUACCUUGUCACGCAGAAACUCGAUCCGAUCACGCGGAAGGCUUGGAAUUUACAGGAAAGCGGUCGCGACGAUCCGCCUACGUACGACGAUCUUAAACGCUUUCUCGAACAUCGCAUUCGCGGAUUGGAAAACAACGCAAUCGGCGCCCCCGUGAAGCCCGGUGCAAAAACCGCUCCAUCCGAUCGCGUUCACGCUGCUACCGCGUCAGCGAACGUGCCGCCAAAGUGCCCGCUAUGCGACACGCCCCAUUAUCUAAAUUCCUGCGUUAAGUUCAGGGAAAAGAAUCCGAAUCAACGUCGAGAAAUGGUGAAGCAGCAAAAACGUUGUUUCAAUUGCUUGAGCGAAAAGCAUACAGUUAUGUCGUGCAAAAGUAAAUUCUCAUGUCGAGUUUGCAAGAAACGGCAUCAUUCGCUUCUCCAUCUCGAUUCGGAUUCUUCUUCCAUCGCUCUCGAAGCGGCGUCACUUAGUUGCUCGUCGUCCGUCGCUUCAGCUGAAAAAACCGAGGUGAAUUCUCUUACCGCUUCGACCGCGCCGCGACGUCGAACGCAUAUACUCCUCGCGACCGCGUGGGUAACGGUGCGGACGCCGUCGGGCCGCACCGCCGUCGUGCGAGCCCUGCUCGACCAAGGCUCCGAAAUGACCUUUAUUUCCGAGUCAUUGGCGCAACUCCUGAGAGCAAAACGCCGUCGCAUGCCCAUCUCCGUCACCGCCGUCGGUGGUAUACACGCCGGCACUUUUAAACAUGCGACACAGAUAUUUAUUUCCCCGCGUAACGCUUCUGCUCCGGCUUAUUCAUCUGACGCGCUCAUUCUCGGCUCGUUAACUACUUACGUUCCAAAGCGCGGUGUAGAUAUUUUGGCGUUCACGCACCUUUCGGAUUUAUCGUGGGCCGACCCGGAUCCGACAAGUUUCGAUCCCAUCAGUAUUAUCAUUGGGGCCGAUCUAUACAAUACUUUACUUCUUGGCAGCGUCCGCAAGGGAAACGUCGGCUAG